Messenger RNA from Xenopus tropicalis (tropical clawed frog), 2082 nucleotides. Its product is annotated as vomeronasal type-2 receptor 26. The record is from RefSeq and is a predicted model, not a curated record. Gene Ontology annotation, biological process: G protein-coupled receptor signaling pathway. The coding region runs from base 1 to 2082 and encodes 693 amino acids. NCBI's taxonomy places the organism in Eukaryota, Metazoa, Chordata, Amphibia, Anura, Pipidae. Gene Ontology annotation, molecular function: G protein-coupled receptor activity. The transcript is spliced from 6 exons. Gene Ontology annotation, cellular component: membrane; plasma membrane.
AUGCUGCUUACUGAAGAUGUGAUUGGUUAUUCCCUGGCUGGAGAUAUCACAUUAGGGGGGCUAUUUUCAGUCCAUGUGGAUACAAAUCACCCUGUGAUUAACUUUAAGGAAAAUCCACAGACUCUUCAGUGCAACAGAUUCCAUCUCAGAUAUUACCGCUUCUUCCUUGCGAUGGUAUACACUAUAAUGGAGAUUAAUGCCUCUGAUGAUCUUCUGCCCAAUAUAACUCUGGGCUUCAAACUCUAUGAUUCGUGCUACAAUGAGGUUAGUUAUGGUUCAAUUCACCCUUCAUUGAGUGAUAAAAUAGAAUUCCCGUCCUUCCUCAGAACCAGCCAUAAUGCCAACUAUGAGGUUUUUGCACUUGUUCAAUUGUUGAAGUACUUUAACUGGACCUGGGUGGGUAUCAUAUCCUCCGACACUGACUUGGGAAGAUCAGGGGCUCAGCUGGUGAGUCGAGAGAUUGAGAAUAAUGGCGGCUGUAUUGCAUUUAAUGAGAUACUUCCCAUAGUCAACUUUAUGGAGUCCGUCUACCAUAUCAUUGAUGUCAUCCAAAAAUCCAGAGCAACAGCGAUCAUUGCGUAUUGCACUAUAGAAAGCUUUAUACCAUUAAUUGAGGAGGCAUCAAUUCAUAAUAUCACUGACAAAGUGUGGCUGGGCACUACCCUUUGGUCCAUAUCAUCUGACUUUCCAAAAAAUGAAAUUCAAACUACCUUAAAUGGAAGUCUUGGAAUAGCGACUCGACAUGGGAAUAUUCCAGGAUUUAGGGAGUUUCUUUAUCGUCUUCACCCUUCCAUGUCUUUGGAUGAUCUUUUACUGCUUUAUUACAUAAAACACAUUAAGUUUAGCUACACGGCAGGAGAGCAGAUAUAUUUUGAUGAGAAUGGGGACGUUCCUCUCUAUCUGGACAUCUUGAAUUGGCAGAUGUUCCCUAAUGGAAGCAACCAGUAUGUCGACAUUGGAAGUUUUGAUGCCCAAGCUCCAAAAGGCCAACAACUCAAGAUACACGACAACAAGAUUUUAUGGAAUGUUGGAUAUGACCAAAUCCCUGUGUCAGUGUGCAGUGACCCUUGCCCAAGAGGCCACAGAAGAGCCACCAUUCAAGGACAAAAGAUCUGUUGCUUUGAUUGUCUGCCGUGUUCUGAAGGAGAGAUUCUCAACCCAAAAGAUAACAGUAAAUGUCUAAAGUGCCCAGAAGACCAAUGGCCUGACAGCAUGAAAGAGAAAUGUCUUCCAAAACCUAUUCAGUUCCUUUCUUAUGAUGAGCCGUUGGGUUCCUCGCUUGCCUGUAUUUCAGUCUUUUUUUGUCUGAUUACGUUUUCUGCCUUCUGCCUGUUCAUAGCUAAACGGAAGACUCCCAUAGUAAAAGCCAAUAACAGAGAGCUCAGCUACCUACUUCUCAUCUCCCUCAUGUUUGGCUUCCUGUGUUCCUUGGCAUUCAUUGGCAGACCCAACCUGAAGACGUGCAUGAUACGCCAGGUCCUGUUUGCUGUUAUUUUCUCAUUUUGCAUUUCAGUCAUCCUAGCAAAGACUGUCACUGUCAUCAUGAUAUUUAGUGCCACAAACCCAGACAGUAAGCUGAAAAGAUUGGUGGCAAUGAGAAUACCUGUUUAUAUUGUCCCUGUGUGUACAAUGGUACAGAUAAUUCUAUGCAUUGUUUGGUUGGCCAGGGCAGCUCCAUUUGCAGAAUUCAAUAUGGCGGCAGAAAUAGGGAUAAUAGUGAUUGAGUGCAAUGAAGGCUCUAGGGUGUUAUUUGCAUGUGUGCUGGGGUAUAUGGGGUUGUUAGCAGCUAUUAGUCUAUUGGUUGCCUGUUUGGCUAGGAAGCUCCCUGACACAUUUAAUGAGACCAAGUUCAUCACAUUCAGUAUGUUGGUAUUUGCCAGUGUUUGGCUGACAUUUAUACCCGCUUACCUCAGUACCAAGGGGAAACAGACGGUGGCAGUAGAAAUCUUUGCUAUACUAUCUUCAAUGGCUGGACUUCUUGUUUGCAUUUUUAUCCCAAAAUGUUAUAUAAUAUUAUUGCACCCGGAAAUGAACAGCAAACAGUAUAUCACUGGAAGGAACACCAGGAACCGAGGGACAUGA